Messenger RNA from Synchiropus splendidus (mandarinfish), 966 nucleotides. It is a transcript of the gene ninj2, whose product is annotated as ninjurin 2. Bases 201 to 668 code for a protein of 155 amino acids. NCBI's taxonomy places the organism in Eukaryota, Metazoa, Chordata, Actinopteri, Syngnathiformes, Callionymidae. Gene Ontology annotation, biological process: cell adhesion; tissue regeneration. The record is from RefSeq and is a predicted model, not a curated record. The transcript is spliced from 5 exons. Gene Ontology annotation, cellular component: membrane.
UGAUCACGUGGUCCUGACAGCGACUCUUUGUGCGCACGAGUCCGUGUUGGUUCUGUGUGGUACCAGACGGUCAUUGUCGUCAGGGACAAAGAGGACCGCGGUGCCAGUCACGGGGCCACAGUGACGUCAGCGAUGUGAGGCUGAGUGGCCUCUGAACUCAUGACCUGCGGGUCAGUGGACGCGCUGCAGACGGCAAGGACAUGCUGAAGACUGAGCGAGCAGACCAGAGCCGGGAGUUGGACUUGGCCUCCAUGAGAUCCACCAUGCCUGCCGGAGGGCCCCUGCAGGCAGGGGCCGAGCUGAACAUGAACCUGUACGCCACCAAGAAGACGGCGGCGGAGGGGAUGUUGGACUUGGCUCUGUUCCUGGCCAACGUCACGCACAUGAAGACGGUCAUCGAGCAGGGAGCGGGCUACAGGUACUACGCCGCCGUCCUGACUCUCAUCUCCUUCUCACUGGUUCUUCAGAUUAUCGCCGGCGUCCUGAUCGUCAUCAUCGCUCGCCUGGAGUCCUCCGGCCUCUCUUCUCACCGCCGCCUGCUUAACUUCCUCAACACAUCCGUCACCGCCAUCAUCUUCCUCACCUUAACCACCAACAUCAUCAAGUCCUCUCUGGGGACUCAGCGCAGCUGCCUGUUGCGCUGGCUCUUCCAGCGCUUCCUCCUGUGACGGACCAACAGCGAGGCACGCGGGGAGCUGCAGGUGGCCGGAUGCUCCUCCCACUCCUGCAGCGGAGCCAGGCCGAUCAGCCGACGGUCAUCCUCUUCCUCAUCCUCACUCCUUCCCUGUGUGUGCGCGUGCGUGUGUGUGUGUAGCCCGCAGGGACCUGAACGUCCCGUCAAACCAGAAGAGACUUGACUACUUGAACAACCUGGCGACGGGAAUCAUCUUCGUCACCACCGUCACCAACUUCUUCAUCAGUUUCUUCGGAAACAAGAGGACCGGCUUCUUCCGCUGGCUGCUGGCC